Messenger RNA from Chanos chanos (milkfish), 2226 nucleotides. It is a transcript of the gene entpd8, whose product is annotated as ectonucleoside triphosphate diphosphohydrolase 8. The transcript has 10 exons. The coding region runs from base 89 to 1585 and encodes 498 amino acids. Gene Ontology annotation, cellular component: plasma membrane. NCBI's taxonomy places the organism in Eukaryota, Metazoa, Chordata, Actinopteri, Gonorynchiformes, Chanidae. The record is from RefSeq and is a predicted model, not a curated record. Gene Ontology annotation, molecular function: ribonucleoside triphosphate phosphatase activity; UDP phosphatase activity; GDP phosphatase activity. Gene Ontology annotation, biological process: nucleoside diphosphate catabolic process.
AAAAGAGAGAGACUCGCUCUCCCCUACACACACACACACGGACAUAGACUGUCAAACACUGCAGGACUGAAAGAAAGGUGUGGUGACCAUGAAGAAACUGGGCAAGAAGCAGAUUGCGUUGGGCGGUUUGUUGGUCACGCUGACCUGUAUGAGCAUCAUAGCUCUGAUUCUAUCUCUGGCUCGUCACUACACUGUGGAUCUGCCCUAUGUGACACAGUACGGGAUAGUGUUUGAUGCUGGGUCUUCCCACACCUCUCUUUACCUGUAUAAAUGGCCUGGAGGCAAGCAGAACAACACAGGAAUUGUAUCUCAGCAACUCAUGUGUGAGGCGGAUGGUGGUGGUAUAGCCAGCUAUGUCGAAAACCCCCCAGAGGCCGGACGGAGCCUCGUGAAGUGUUUGGACGUUGCCAUGGCAGCGGUCCCCUCUGGACAACAGAGCACCACACCGCUUUACCUGGGAGCCACAGCUGGAAUGAGACUCCUCAGUUUACAAAACCCAGAUCAGUCAGACCAAAUCCUGGCAGAGGUGACGAAAACCAUCCGGGGUUAUCCUUUCGAUUUCCGUGGAGCACUGAUCCUCUCGGGGACGGAGGAAGGAGCCUAUGGCUGGAUCACCAUUAACUACUUACUGGAGGGACUGAUCAAGUACACUUUCGAGGGUCAGUGGGUCCACCCAAAAACAGGGAGAAUCCUGGGGGCUCUGGACAUGGGCGGUGCAUCCACGCAAAUCUCCUUCACGCCCCAGGAACCAGUGAGAGACCCUGCAUCUGCAAAGGACCUUCAGCUCUAUGGUUACAAAUACCAGGUCUACACUCACAGCUACCUGUGUUAUGGGCAAGAUCAGGCCGUGAAACAACUCCAGGUUUACCUGUUCAAGACGACUGGUUCACCAAGUAUAGUAAGACACCCGUGUUAUCCCCUGGGAUACAACCUUACCAUGACACUGGGAGAGCUUUUCAACUCGCCAUGUGUGGAAAAACCUGCAAACUUUGAUUCUGCUACCAGUGUCACCUUCUCAGGAGCGAGUGAAUCCCAGAGUUGCUUGGACCUCAUGGAGAAUAUCGUAAACGUGACCGACUGCCCGUACACCCCGGACUGCGGCUUCAACGGAGCCUACCAGCCCCCAGUUUAUGGAACCUUCUUUGCUUUCUCUGCGUAUUUCUACACCUUUGAUUUCCUCGGCUUGGCUCCCCAGUCUCCGCUGCCCAAGGUCAUUUCCACUAUAGACGCUUUCUGCAACAGGACCUGGGAAUCGCUUCGUGCAGAGUACCCAGACGUGAGAGAACAGUAUCUGAGAGAUUACUGCUUUGCGGCACACUACAUUAUGACCGUACUGCUCAGAGGAUACAAGUUUAAUGACACUUGGGAUCAAAUCUACUUCUACAGAACGGUGGCAGACACUGACAUUGGCUGGACAUUGGGCUACAUGCUGAACUUGACAAACAUGAUUCCGGCUGAGCGCCCUCUGGUGGUGACAGGAGUGCAGCACAGCCAGUUUGCCGCAGAAGUUUUCUUUAUCGUCUUCGUGCUCUUCCUCAGCCUCUGCGUCAUCAUCAUGCUGUGUGUUUGGAACACAGAGCACUGACAGAUCCUUCUAGAAACAUUAGAAUAUCCCGGAUCCUUCUGGAAGCAUUACAACUGAGAGAAGAGCUUUUCUAAAGACACAACGAGGAAGUAACAACAACGUUGGGAGCCAAACUUUGGGUUAAUUAACAUAUAACGUUUUGAUUGGCUAGCAUGUAAAAAUUGCAUGUCUUCCACUAUGAUGUCACUUUCAUCUCUAGUUCACUUUGUUUGGUGAUGGCUGAGGAGUAUAUCUAUGUUUUUAUAUAUAUAUAUAGCACUGUUCACAUGAGGUUUACUUUCUCUUUCUCUUCACUGUCUAUUUAAUGAGAAUUUUCCAAGACAACUGUGAGUAUGAGAAGCAAAGACUGACCCGCACAAACAAAUGACUCACACGCAACUCAGAAAACAAUGACACUCAGUGCGUGGAAUGUCACCGAUGUAUAUUUACUCUGAUAAUGUAGAAUUUGUUUUAUUUCAGUAAUGUUCCUCAAGGAUUCUUUAUCAUUUUUUUUCCCCCUGCACAUGUGACUCUGCAUUAUUUACACACACUGCAUACCUGAUCAGGGAAUUUGACCCUUUGCAAUUGAAAAUGUUGGAUUAACACUUGAAUCACUGUAUUUCUUUGUUUGCAUUGAGUCUGUUGUAUUUAUUGUAUUUAUU